Molecule: messenger RNA, 5503 nt
Organism: Hipposideros armiger (great roundleaf bat)
Lineage: Eukaryota; Metazoa; Chordata; Mammalia; Chiroptera; Hipposideridae
Gene: CARD11
Product: caspase recruitment domain family member 11
Exons: 25
Coding region: 312-3776 (1154 amino acids)
Biological process (GO): regulation of apoptotic process; positive regulation of canonical NF-kappaB signal transduction
Cellular component (GO): cytoplasm
Molecular function (GO): CARD domain binding
Source: RefSeq, a predicted model, not a curated record
CUCUCCUUUUUUCUCUUUUGCCUCCUCUGGUCUUCAGACUCCAGCCGGGAGGCGCGCAGCCCCUCUUGGCCCUGCAGCCCCUGGACGGGAGAGAAGGUGAGGGCAGCGGGGACUGAGGGCCUGAGCACCGACAGAGGAAGCCGGCGGCCUGCGCGGAGGAGGCGUCCAGGGGCUGACAGAGCAUGAGCGCCCCAGAUCCCGGCCACCGCAACUCCGGAUCCAGGAGACUGGCUCAAGGAGGGGCAGGCCCCGGGCAGCAGUAAAGUGUAACCUCAGUCAGAGGGGAGCAGCUGCCGUCGUGAGCCUGCCACAUGCCAGGCGGAGGGCCCGAGAUGGAUGACUACAUGGAGACGCUGAAGGACGAGGAGGACGCCCUGUGGGAGAACGUGGAGUGCAACCGGCACAUGCUCAGCCGCUACAUCAACCCGGCCAAGCUCACGCCCUACCUGCGCCAGUGCAAGGUCAUCGACGAGCAAGACGAGGAUGAGGUGCUCAAUGCGCCCAUGCUGCCAUCCAAGAUCAACCGGGCAGGCCGAUUGUUGGACAUUCUACAUACCAAGGGCCAAAGGGGCUAUGUGGUCUUCCUGGAGAGCCUGGAAUUUUACUACCCAGAACUGUACAAACUGGUGACUGGGAAGGAGCCCACCCGGAGAUUCUCCACCAUCGUGGUGGAGGAGGGCCAUGAGGGCCUCACGCACUUCCUGAUGAACGAGGUCAUCAAGCUGCAGCAGCAGAUGAAGGCCAAGGACCUGCAGCGCUGCGAGCUGCUGGCCAAGUCGCGGCAGCUGGAGGACGAGAAGAAGCAGCUGACGCUGACGCGGGUGGAGCUGCUGACGUUCCAGGAUCGGUACUACAAGAUGAAGGAGGAGCGGGACGGCUACAACGACGAGCUGGUCAAGGUGAAGGACGACAACUACAACCUGGCCAUGCGCUACGCCCAGCUCAGUGAGGAGAAGAACAUGGCGGUCAUGAGAAGCCGGGACCUCCAGCUUGAGAUCGAUCAGCUGAAACAUCGGUUGAAUAAGAUGGAGGAGGAGUGCAAGCUGGAGAGGAACCAGUCGCUGAAGCUAAAGAAUGACAUCGAGAAUCGGCCCAAGAAGGAGCAGGUGCUGGAGCUGGAGCGGGAGAAUGAGAUGCUCAAGACCAAGAUCCAGGAACUGCAGUCCAUCAUACAGGCCGGGAAGCGCAGCCUACCAGACUCAGACAAGGCCAUCCUGGACAUCCUGGAGCAUGACCGCAAGGAGGCGCUGGAGGACCGGCAGGAGCUGGUCAACAAGAUCUAUAACCUACAGGAGGAGGUCCGCCAGGCGGAGGAGCUGCGGGACAAGUACCUGGAGGGGAAGGAGGACCUGGAGCUGAAGUGCUCAACCCUGGGGAAGGACUGCGAAAUGUACAAGCACCGCAUGAACACGGUCAUGCUGCAGCUGGAGGAGGUGGAGCGGGAGCGCGACCAGGCCUUCCAUUCCCGGGACGACGCCCAGACCCAGUACGCACAGUGCUUGAUUGAGAAGGACAAGUACAGGAAGCAGAUCCGUGAGCUGGAGGAGAAGAACGACGAGAUGAGGAUCGAGAUGGUCCGGCGGGAAGCCUGCAUCGUCAACCUGGAGAGCAAGCUCCGGCGCCUCUCCCGGGACAGCGGCAGCCUCGACCAGAGCCUGCCCAGGAACCUGCCAGUGACCAUCAUCUCUCAGAGCUUUGGGGACGCCGGCCCCAGGACCAACGGGCAGGAGGCUGAUGAUUCUUCCACCUCAGAGGAGUCGCCGGAAGACAGCAGAUACUUCCUGCCGUACCACCCGCCCAAGCGCAGGAUGAACCUGAAGGGCAUCCAGCUGCAGAGAGCCAAAUCCCCCAUCAGCCUGAAGCAAACAUCAGAUUUUCAAGGGAGAGGACAGGAAGAAGAAGGCAUGGACGCCAGCCCCAGCUCCUCCCGGUCCCUGCCCAUCACCACCUCAUUCUCCAAGAUGCAGCCCCAUCGGAGCCGUUCCAGCAUCAUGUCAAUCACUGCCGAGCCCCCAGGAAACGACUCCAUUGUCAGACGCUACAAGGAAGACGCACCUCAUCGGAGCACACUUGAAGAAGACAACGACAGCGGUGGGUUUGAUGCCUUAGACCUCGAUGAUGACAGUCACGAGCGGUACUCCUUUGGACCCCCCUCCAUCCACUCCUCCUCCUCUUCCCACCAGUCCGAGGGCCUGGACGCCUAUGACCUGGAGCAGGUCAACCUCAUGUUUAGGAAGUUCUCGCUAGAAAGACCCUUCCGGCCAUCUGUCACGUCCGUGGGGCACGUGCGGGGUCCCGGGCCCUCGGUGCAGCACACCACACUGACCGGCGACAGCCUCAUCUCCCAGCUCACCCUGAUCGGGGGCAACGCGCGAGGGUGCUUCAUCCACUCGGUCAAGCUGGGCUCCCUGGCCGAGAAGGCAGGCCUCCACGAGGGCCACCAGUUGCUGCUGCUAGAAGGCUGCAUCAAAGGCGAGAGGCAGAGUGUCCCCUUGGAGACGAGCACGAAGGAGGAGGCACACUGGACCAUCCACAGGUGCAGUGGCCCCGUCACACUGCACUACAAAGUCAACCAGGAAGGGUACCGGAAGCUGCUGAAGGACAUGGAGGAGGGCCUGAUCACCUCUGGCGACUCCUUCUACAUCCGGCUGAACCUGAACAUCUCCAGCCAGCUGGACGCCUGUUCCAUGUCCCUGAAGUGCGACGACGUUGUGCAUGUCCGUGACACCAUGUACCAGGACAGGCAUGAGUGGCUAUGCGCACGGGUCGACCCUUUCAUGGACUACGACCUGGACAUGGGCACCAUACCCAGCUACAGCCGAGCCCAGCAACUCCUCCUGGUCAAGCUGCAGCGUCUGAUGCACCGGGGCAGCCGGGAGGAGGCCGACACCACACACCACACCCUGAGGGCACUCCGGAACACCCUACAGCCUGAAGAAACACUUUCCACCAGUGACCCCCGGGUCAGCCCCCGCCUCUCCCGAGCAAGCUUCCUCUUUGGCCAGCUCCUUCAGUUCGUCAGCAGGUCAGAGAACAAGUACAAGCGGAUGAACAGCAACGAGCGGGUUCGCAUCGUGCCCGGGAGCCCGAGGGGCGGCCUGGCCAGGCCCUCACUGGACGCCACCAAGCUCCUGACCGACAGGCAGGAAGAGCUGGACCCCGAGAGCGAGCUCAGCAAGAGCCUCAGCUUGAUCCCCUACAGCCUGGUGCGUGCCUUCCACUGUGAGCGGCGCAGGCCUGUGCUCUUCACGCCCACCAUGCUGGCCAAGGCGCUGGUCCAGAAGCUGCUCAACUCUGGGGGCGCAAUGGAGUUCACCAUGUGCAAGCCGGAUGUUGUCACGAGAGACGAGUUCCUCAGAAAGCAGAAGACAGAGACCAUCAUCUACUCCCGAGAAAAAAACCCCAACACUUUUGAAUGUAUCGUUCCCGCCAACAUUGAGGCUGUGGCGGCCAAGAACAAGCAUUGUCUGCUGGAGGCGGGGAUCAGCUGCACCCGGGACUUGAUCAAGUCCAGGAUCUACCCCAUCGUGCUCUUCAUCCGGGUGUCGGAGAAGAACAUCAAGAGGUUCAGGAAGAUGCUGCCUCGGCCCGAGACUGAGGAGGAAUUCCUGCGCCUGUGCCGGCUGAAGGAGAAGGAACUGGAGGCCCUGCCCUGCCUGUACGCCACGGUGGAGGCUGACAUGUGGAGCAGCAUGGAGGAGCUGCUCCGGGUCAUCAAGGACAAGAUCGGCGAGGAACAGCGCAAGACCGUCUGGGUGGAUGAGGACCAGCUGUGAGGCGGGCCCCCCAAGGCUGAGCGGGACACGGGAGCGUGUCGGGUCCCACCGGCAGUGCUGUGGGGUACGGGGCAUCCUGUGCCCACAGAGACCCCCAGCCUGGGGGGGGGCCAUCCCACCCAGUGAGAGCCCCUCCAAGGAGUCCAGGGGGGACAGGGGAGCAGUUUGUUCCGCCAGGGCUGACCCGGCUGAGUCGUCCAGCCCUGCUGGCAUUAGUGGGCAGGCAGGGCCCCACAGAGAACACAAAGCCAGGCCGAGGCCAGCGACCCGCAGGAGCCAAAGCAGCAGUUGAAUGUAACGCAUGGAACAGGUGUGCCACCUAAAGGGAGGGACCCUCAGGACACACAGUACGCACAUCUCCAGGCAGGACAGAUCAGGCAGAAGGGGAAGCGUGCGAGCUCUUAUUUUUCUUGCAUUAAAACUUCUCCAUUUCCUUGUUCUCAACCAUCUUUUUAAUUUACUAGUUUGCAGAGGUUUUCAGCUCUUGUCACCUUCCUAACCUGCAAACCACUGCCAGCAAGCUUUGUUCAGGCUCCAUGUCACGUGUGGGGUGAAGGGCAGAGGAAACACAGCUUCCCCCGGACAGGCCUGAUGGACUCCUGGGUGUGGGGCUAAUUACUAACAUACCCGCUUUGACUGAGAUGCAUCGAUAAAUUACAGCCACCCUGGGAAAGGCGUGUCCUUUCAUGGGCUGUUUGGGAAGUCUCCCCGUCUGUGCCCUUGUGUCCCUCUGACUCCAGCCCUGAGGCCAGGCCCCCCAUACUCAGCUCUCCCUACACAAGUUCUCCGUGUCUGUGCGUGUGGUGCUCCUACAUGCAGCCUCGCGUCAUCCUUCAGCUCAGGAGGGAGCCUUCAGGGUAAGGCCCUCUAAGGGUCUGCGCCCACUGCCCAGGAGCUGAGGGUGCAGGAAAGCUGCACUUUUCUCCACAGUGGCUGGCAAAGGCCCCGUGGGCUCUGGAACCAUCCUUCUCCUUGACUCUCUUGAUGCCAACUUUGAAGUAUGGACCCAACAGGGCACAGGCAAACCAGGCCAGCUUCAGCCUGGCAUGUGCUGCAGUUGGUAGGUGGCAAGAUGGGGUUCAAACCCAGGUCUGUGUGUUCGUGGGAUCUGUGGGAGCGACUGCUAGUUGACAAUCCAAUAUCCACAUUCCCUUCCGUGCUUAACAGAAUCCUGAUUUUAUCCUGGGGAACGAUAAUAGAGAUAAAAGAUCAUAAUUCUCAGCUUCUCUUGCAGCUAGGGUAAUCAAGGAAAUGUAAGGUAAGGUUGAGGGAGAGACAAAGUAGAUACACAGCCUUCCCUCCAGCUUCCCGUCUCUCCAGUUUUCUGUCUGGAAUACAGACGUGGUGGCUGGAGCUCCAGCAGUCAUAUUGGAUCUUGAGGUGAACUGGAGGGUGGAAACCCUAUGCAGAGGAUGGUAGAACAGAAAGACAGAAGGAGCCACAGUCACUGAUGACACUUUGGAGCCCAGGACUGCUGCUUAGGUUUGUUUUACCCACCACUGAAAUCUUUAUCUGUGUGAAAUGGCUGUUAUUUCCAUUCUCACCCACAGCCUCAGGAAAUCCCUAAGAGAUAAAGGAGCAGUCCUUUCUUUUAUAGUUUCAGAUACCAGGGGCAUGAAUUGAUCCUCUAAUAGUUUUUUUCCACAUAGUCCAGAUAUGAAUUACGAAUAAAAUAACUCUUAAUACAUAGCUCCUAACACACACACGCGCGCGCACGCGCACACACG